Molecule: messenger RNA, 2364 nt
Organism: Chlamydomonas reinhardtii
Lineage: Eukaryota; Viridiplantae; Chlorophyta; Chlorophyceae; Chlamydomonadales; Chlamydomonadaceae
Exons: 9
Coding region: 395-1480 (361 amino acids)
Biological process (GO): aromatic amino acid metabolic process
Molecular function (GO): oxidoreductase activity, acting on paired donors, with incorporation or reduction of molecular oxygen, reduced pteridine as one donor, and incorporation of one atom of oxygen; iron ion binding
Source: RefSeq, a predicted model, not a curated record
GUCCCGGUGGGUCACAACAGGGGCGGGGGACAACACCAAGCUUGGAAUGUCUUCGGGGAUGGGAGGCCUCGUCCGCGGGCGCCAACCGUCUGUAUGGCGUCAGCGUGAGGUGUCUCAAGCGCUCUCGCAGGAAGCCGGGCCUUUGAGAGAUUGUUUCUACGUCAACUUUUUACACAGCUCAACGGACGUUUAACGCUUGAAACCCGAGUCGCUGGCCUGGCCUUUCGCCUUGUUUGGGCGGGACAUACGAGUCUUCACACGGCAAUAUCGCGCUUUCCUAACACCAAUCGUAGCAUCAAAUCGGUUUGGCAGUGGUAAACGAGCGCGCAGUGUCGAGAAAGCGGGGCGCAACGCCUGAAACCAACGCGAAAGCCCGGAAGUUGAGCCGAAUUCGAUGUUGGCGCUGCGUCAGGGAGCGCUGCUCCUGUCAGCCAGAGGUGGACAAACAACACACGACAACCUGCAGCUCUGCGCGGGACCGUCACGUCGACCUCGCGCCCGCUGGAUAUCGUCAGCACCGCGCCCUUCAACACUUGUGGAGCGGCAUAUACGCCCACAAGCGUCGACGGCCUCUGACGCCACAACCUCAACAUCCCAACGCAUACUCAGUAUCCACGAUGUUGACAACGGGCAGAUCCUGGGAUUUGGCGCCGACCUCGCUGAGGACCACCCCGGCUUCCACGACCCGGCCUACAAGCAGCGGCGAGCUUGGCUAGCUGAGAUGGCCAAGACACACCGCAUAGGGACGCCCAUACCUGAUGUGGAGUACUCUCCCGCUGAGGUGGCCACAUGGGACGCGGUGCUGGAGGAGCUGUCGGGGCUGCUGCCGCAACACGCCUGCCGCGAGUACCUGCGCUGCCUGACCCUAUUCGAUUUCCGCAAGGGCAGGGUGCCGCAGCUGGAGGAGAUGAAUACAGUGCUGCGGUCCACCACCGGCUGGACGGUGCGGCCGGUGGCGGGGCUGAUGCACCCGCGCCACUUCCUGGCGGGCCUGGCGUUCAAGCACUUCCAUUCCACGCAGUACAUGCGCCACCCCUCCAAGCCAAGCUACACCCCCGAGCCGGAUGUGGUGCACGAGCUGAUUGGCCACGUGCCGCUGCUGGCCGACCCCGCCUACGCCCGGCUGAUCCAGACCAUUGGGCUGGCCUCGUUGGCCGCGGACGACAAACAGAUCUGGCACCUGACCAAGGUGUAUUGGCACACGGUGGAGUUUGGGGUGGUGCGAGAGGGAGACCAGGUCAAGGCCUUCGGCGCAGGCAUCCUGUCCAGCUACGGCGAGCUGGCGCACAUGGCCUCGGGCGCAGCGGCCCUGGAGCGCCUGGACCCCUUCCGGCCGCAGCCGCGCAUGGCGUACAAGGACGGCUUCCAGAAGCGGUACUUCGUACUGGACAGCUUCGCAGAGGGCUCGGAGCUGUUGAGCAGCUACGCGGCGAGCCUGGGGCUGCCUGAGUCGCUGCGUGGCGACGCCAGCGUGGCGUGAGGGCGGGGUUUGCGCAGGUUAGGGAGGGAGGCAGGAUGGGAGAGGCACGGAGAUGGUUGGGUACCAGCCCAAACUAAACCAAAACCAACGAAAACGGGAGUGCAGGCAGAGGCGUGGGGGAUGGCAUACAAUCGUGGUGCGGCGUUAGGAGCGGGCUUGAAAGGAGUGUGGUUAGAGGAAGGCAAGCGUAGGCUGGUGUACCAGCACCCUAGUCGUUUUGUUGGUGUUGAUUGUGGCCGUACGUGCGCGCAGCUUAGCGGUGCGGGCUAUCAUGCAGCGUUUUGUAGACAAAAGUCAGUUUUUAUGGCGCGCCAAUUCUAUGCCCUUCUUGUGGCUUUGUGCUAUAACUCCCCUGUAAUUUAGUUGCCGUGGUCAGUCGUCUGGCGGCAUGGCGCCGGGCCCUGCACCACCGCAGAGUGCAAGUUGUAUUUCAGCUUACCGUGUUUGUACCAUAAGACGUCUGUGUGUCUUCGAGUAGUGUUGUGGCCUGGUUCGGAGUUGGGUGCGGUGUAGCAACAGAGGCUGUACGUCGCGGCGCCAUUCCUCCGGCUGUACAAGUAGUGUAGUGGCAUGCAGGCAGCCCGGCACCUGGGCAUUUGCCUCCCCGAGUGACCUGACUGGGGUUGGAGCCAUUCCCUUCAUGGGCAUGGGUUCAUGCUGUCACAGGCGUGGCCAGGUGUGACAGACCCCUGGACAGACGGUGAUCUAGUCUGCUGCAUGGGUGGACUAAGUUGGUGGCAGCGCAGCCAUGAUGGUUCCAUACAUUUGUCGACGAUUUCAUCCACAUUCAUCUUGUGCGUGGCGCGGCAGGCUUAAGUGAUGACAGAGCCUAAAAAUUGAGACUGAUCAAGGCAACCCGGUUGGAACUGUAACUGUGCACGCGC